This is a messenger RNA of Episyrphus balteatus (marmalade hoverfly), 1590 nucleotides long. RefSeq names its product acidic leucine-rich nuclear phosphoprotein 32 family member A (gene Mapmodulin). Gene Ontology annotation, cellular component: nucleus. The transcript is spliced from 8 exons. Gene Ontology annotation, molecular function: histone binding. Bases 306 to 1451 code for a protein of 381 amino acids. The record is from RefSeq and is a predicted model, not a curated record. NCBI's taxonomy places the organism in Eukaryota, Metazoa, Arthropoda, Insecta, Diptera, Syrphidae.
CAAAAAGAAAAAAUUCGCGGCUUUCAUAAUUGCUGCUCUCCUCCGCAAAAAAAAACCGACACGGAAAAUUAAAUUAAAUAAAAAAAAAAAUAAUAAUACUCCACUGACGAUUUAACCGAUUGUGUGGAAAUUAAUUUGUUUUUUCUUCUUUUUUAUUUUUAUUUAAUUUUCGGCCGGGAAUUUCCAUUUUUCCUCCUCUCGGACAAACUCUCCAAAGAAGCAGCGUUUUUACUUUUAUUAUCAGCUUUGUGUGUGACAGUCACAGGCAGCAGCAAGCAAGAAGCCCGUAAAUUUAUAACAAAAUAAUGGAAAAGAGGAUAGAACUUGAACGGAGAGCACGUCGUGCCAAUCAAAUCACAGAGCUCAAUUUAGACAACUGCAGAAGUACCAGUAUCGUUGGUCUCACAGAUGAAUAUACCGCCUUGGAAUCCUUGAGUCUUAUCAAUGUUGGUCUUACCACAUUAAAAGGUUUCCCAAAGCUCCCCAACUUGAAGAGAUUGGAACUCUCCGAUAACAGAAUAUCGAAUGGGCUAAAUUAUCUUACAACAAGUCCAAAAUUAGCCUAUCUUAAUCUUUCUGGAAAUAAAAUCAAAGAUUUAGAAGCCCUUAAACCCUUGGAAGCGUUUGAAAAUCUUGCGGUUUUGGAUCUCUUUAAUAAUGAGGCCACACAAAUUGAGAAUUAUCGUGAAAAAAUCUUUGAAAUGUUACCAUCGCUAGAAUUUUUAGAUGGAUUUGAUGCCAAUGAUGUGGAAGCUCCAUCAGAAGGCGACGAUGAUGAUGAAGUUAAUGGAAACGAUUCUGAUGACGGGAAAAAUGCAUUUUGUAUAAACGGUUUAGAAAUAGAUUUGGACGAGUUAGAUAAAUUUGAGAAACGGGUUAAAGCCAAAAACUCGUCAAAAACAAAUGAAAACACCCAAAAUCUUCCAUCGUCCAAUGAAACAGAUGACUUGGAUGAAUAUCUAAAAGAAUUAAAACUUAAAGAGUCAUCAGAAACAAAUAAUGCUUCCACUACAAAUAAUUGUGAAAAUACAGUAGCAACCAUAGAUUCUUCCACAUCUCAACAAGCUCCUCCAAUGAAUUUUGCACUUUUACUAUAUUGGUUCUUUGCAUUGCUGAAUUUAGUUAAUGCAGCACAUUUUUCCGACGAGAUGGUCGAUGAUGAGGAUGAUGGAGAAGAUGGCGAUGAUGAUGAGGAAGAUGACAGCGAUGACGAAGAUAAUGGUGAUGUGUCAUUAGCUGAGGUCUAUAAUGAUGAUCUGGAAGAAGAUAAUUCAGAAUGGGAUGAAGAAGAUGGAGCAGAUGACGAUGAUGAUGAUGAAUCUGACGAAGAAGAAGCCGAUGGUGAAGCUGCUCCCGCUGCUGCUGCUGCCGAUCCAUCUGCAGAACAAAAAGAAACGGAAACAGGGGAAGAACCACAAUCCCGAGGAAAGAAGAGAAAACAUGAUGGUUAAAUAAGUUUUACAUUGUGUUUUAUUUUUUUUUAAUUUAUAAAAAGAAAAAUUAAAACAUAAUACAAACAAAAAAAAAUCAAACUAAUAAUAGGAAGGAUUUCAUUGAAACAAAAAAAAAAAAAAAGAAACAACAAACAAA